Molecule: messenger RNA, 3858 nt
Organism: Tachyglossus aculeatus (Australian echidna)
Lineage: Eukaryota; Metazoa; Chordata; Mammalia; Monotremata; Tachyglossidae
Gene: PDXDC1
Product: pyridoxal dependent decarboxylase domain containing 1
Exons: 23
Coding region: 44-2344 (766 amino acids)
Biological process (GO): carboxylic acid metabolic process
Cellular component (GO): intracellular membrane-bounded organelle
Molecular function (GO): pyridoxal phosphate binding; carbon-carbon lyase activity
Source: RefSeq, a predicted model, not a curated record
UAUGGCCAAGCGGGAAUGCUGAUGGACAGUACUCAAGCUAGUGAUGGUGGACCCUGCCUUAGCAGAGAUGGGGAAGAAUCUUAAUGAAGCAAUGAGGAUGCUUGAAGACAAUCAGAGAAGACCCGAGGAAGAAAAUGAAAGGAAAUAUGUCCGGAAAGAUAUUCCAGGACCCCUCCAAGGCAGUGGUCAAGAUAUGGCAAGCAUUCUCCAGCUAGUUCAGAACCUUAUGCACGAAGAGGAAGACGAGGAGCCCCAGUGUUCUCGGCUCCAGAAUGUGGGAGAACAAGGUCACAUGGCUUUGUUGGGACAUAGUUUGGCGGCUUACAUUUCCGUGUUGGACAGGGAAAGGUUGAGAAAACUUACAACUAGGAUUCUUUCAGAUACCACUUUAUGGCUUUGCCGGCUGUUCAGGUAUGAAAAUGGCUCUGCGUAUUACCAUGAAGAUGAUCGUGAGGGUCUCCUAAAAAUCUGUAGGCUUGUCAUUCAUUCCCACUUUGAAGACUACUCGAUGGAAGGAUUUAACGUGUUGUAUCACAAGCAGCCUGUUAUAUAUAUUAGUGUUGCAGCUAGGCCCGGGCUGGGCCAAUACCUCUGUAACCAGCUCGGCCUCGCCCUGUCCUGUUUGUGUCACGUACCCUGUAAUACCAUGUUUGGAUCCCAGCAUCAGAUGGAUGUUGCAUUAUUGGACCGGCUGAUUAAAGAGGAUACCGAGAGAGGAAAGCUGCCUUUGUUGCUCGUUGCAAAUGCUGGUACCCCCGGAGCAGGGCACACAGAUAAGCUCGGUCGCCUGAAAGAACUCUGUGAGCAACACGGGAUGUGGCUCCACGUGGAAGGGGUGAACUUGGCUACUCUGGCUUUAGGCUACGUCUCCUCCUCCGUCUUGGCGGCGACGAAGUGCGACAGCAUGACCCUCACCCUCGGUCCCUGGCUGGGGUUGCCAGCUGUCCCGGCAGUAACGCUGUAUAGACAGGAGGACCCUUCCUUGGCCCUGGCUGCCGGGCUGACGUCGAGCCAGCCGGUGGAGAAGCUGCGAGCGCUGCCCCUGUGGCUCUCCUUGCAGUACCUGGGGCACGACGGAAUCGUGGAGAGAAUAAAGCACGCGUCGCAGCUGAGUCAGAGGUUGCUGGAAAGUCUGAAGAAACUGAAUUUCAUCAAAACCUCGGUGGAAGAUGAGCUCAACUCUCCAGUGGUGGUAUUCAAAUUUUCUCAGGAAUUUUCAAGGUUAGAUCAAAAGGCGGGCACCGCGCCACCGGGACCCCCAGACCCGGCAGCCAGCCGGGAGAGAGACCUCCAUGACGCAUUUAACCAGUGGCUCGGCGAGCAGCUGGCCCAGUCGGUCCCCGCCAGCGGAGUCGACGUGGUGGAACUGGAAGACGAGGGCACGUGUGUGCGCUUCAGCCCGCUGAUGACGUCGGCAGUCUUAGGGACUCGAGGAGAAGACAUCGACAAGCUGGUGGCCUGCUUGAAGACCAAGAUCCCAAUCCUGAUCUGUACGCUACAGCUGAAAGAGGAAUUCAAGCUGGAAGUGGAACGAACGGCAGGCCUCUCUCACGUGGAGGACCUUAGCUGGCCCGGGCUCGGAGUGGUCAGGUACGAGGACAACGUCGAAGAGAAGAAUGGUGGGAAAUCAGAAGCUGAAGUAGAAAAAAUCAACACUGGGCUCCUGAAAAAACUAAGUGAACUGGAAUCCGAUCUCGUAUUUUCUUCAGGCCCGGAGUUUGGGAGGAAAAAGAGCUGCAUUUACAUCGGCAUGGCAACCGAGGACCUGGACGUGUGCGAACUCGUGGAGACCAUCGCAGCCACGGGCCGGGAAAUCGAGGAAAACUCAAGGCUGCUGGAAAACAUGACGGAGGUUGUUCGGAAAGGCAUCCUGGAAGCACAGGUUCAGCUGCAGAGAGCCAACGAGGAACGACUCCUGGAAGAGGGAGUGUUACGGCAGAUCCCCGUUGUUGGAUCGGUGCUGAACUGGUUUUCGCCAUUCCAAGCGUCACCCAAGGGAAGAACUUUUAAUUUAACCGCAGGCUCGCUGGAAUCCACAGAGUUGACGUACGUGUCCAAAGCCCAGGCUACGGGAGCGACCCCACCUCUGACCCCCGCGGCCAUGCACGCCAAAUCAAGACGCCCAGGUCAGAAGGUUUUUAAAAGAUCCAUCGGAGGCUCCGACGCCUUCAGCGAGACGAGCUCCGCCAGCCCCGUGGAAGACGCAGAAAAGGCGGAGCCUCCGGCCCCAGCGGCGGGCGGGCCGAAGGGGGACGCGACGGCCGACGGCCACGAGGCUGGAGCCCAAACCCUGGACGCCGACGACGACUCUGCUAAAGGAGAGGAGCGAGGGAGUUUAAGAUAAAAUCCAGACUCCACGGGAGAGGACUUCGCACACCCUAUUAACCGGGGGCCGGGGAAUGGCAAAGACGCCUUGAAAACGUGUCCCGUGUUAAUACGGUAAGAUGAAAUGGGACUUUUUGCACAAAGAUGGGAAUGACAGGCAGGCUUUCCCAUUGUACAUGUUUCAACCGGAGUCGGCCCGCUGCUCCGAUUCUCCGCCUCCUUAGAACUACCACGUCGGGGAAGAUGGUCACCCUUUCUUUUUGUCGAGUCGCUGUAAACCGUUGCUAUUUAUAAGCCAGGUGUCCCGGCACCAGCUAACACAGAAUGACCCUGAUCUUCCCGAACCGACGCUUGAGCAAGCCGGUCGCACUUGGUGACUUUCUGGCAACGAUUCCAGCCAGCCUCCUCUGCACUGUCUUUUAAAAACCAAAGCAGGGGCCGGGAUUCGUAAGAAAUUGGCUCCGCUCACCAGCUCCGUCAGUCCGUCUUCUGCAGGACCGAGUGGUUUUUUUCCACUAAGCCGGUCUUGCAGCUGUGCCCCUUAUACCAAGGAGAGCCGGCUGCGAGCUCUAAAUAAGGCCUGCGUCCCUUGGGACCACACCUGCUCCCGGCUACUUCUCCCGCUGACGUAAGCCCACCCCGAGCCCUUUGCUUCCAACAGGAAUAGCAAAGCACGUUAAAACGGGCCGGACUUCUCUCUCCCGCAGCGUCGGCUGGGGCCCAACCAGUAAUGAAUUUACCUAGAGAGAGAACAGCGGCUGAAGUCCGUCCCUCACCCCCGAUCCCUUUUCCCCGCUGACAGAGCUUCGAACCGGGCCGUGCAGAUACAGGCCUCUUAAGUUCUUCCGCCUGAAUUGGGUAGAUGCUGUGCAUAAGAGAAACUAUUAGUCACCUAAUUAAAAUUCUAAUCUAAGCAUUACUUUGGACCUGAAUCCAAAGUGAAGAGGUUUGUUUUCCUGUUUAAAAGCUUAGCCCUCUCCAAGUGCCCAAGUGAAGCUCUCAGCCUGCCCCCUCGCCCCUCUUGCCGCCCCACAAAUCCGGCCUUUGUUCACUUACCCUACUCGGCGGCCCCGUCUGCGUCUUCGGGUGCGGGUAAGCCGCGGAGGAUGAUCUUUCCAACGCGUUUUUGCCGCCGAAAGGUCCGUCUCCUUCCCGGCGGGCACGGUCGCCGUAGUAGCGGGAGCCUCGGUUACACCACAUUAAGCCUACCGCUCACUUUUUUUGAUUGAUGGGAUUUCAGAUUGUUUUUGGCACUGCCUUAAAGUGCGUUUUUUCUUUUAAGUACAGACGAUUCAAAGGCCAAUAGUCUUCCUCAAUGGUUUGGUGCAAUGAAGUAUAUAUAUAUAUAUAUAAACUCGGGGGUUAAAAAAAAAAGAUUGUCAUUAAUGAGAUUAAUUACAUUAACUACAUUAAUUUUUAAUGUUUUUAUAUUUGGAAUGGUUAAACUAGUUGGGCUAAGGUAAAAAUGGCACCCUUUAGAUGUAAUAUUUGAAUGUUGGUUUCAAUAAAGGGUCUUGAAAUUGUUUCAUCUGA